CCAGGUAAUUCUGUUUUUGUUUUGGAUUUCCAGCAUCCGCAGUUUUUUUGUUUUUAUCUCUGUGGGCAACAAACCGAGUCGGAGCUGCGACAAAGUCGAACACGUGGCAGCCGCGGAACCUCGCCCUGCAAUCUGAUUGGCGGCAAUGUCAACUGCGCGUAUGAAUGAUUGACAGCCUUUUGGACCAAUCAAGUGGAAAUAUUCAAAUAACAAGCUAGCGUCCGGAGAUCUCCAGGGCCGCAGUGUUUUCGUGGUGUUGUGGAGUUAACCGAUCACCUCGGAGAGAAGUUGCUUUUCUCAUAUCUACAGUGUCCAAUUUCUCUGGCAAAUGGCUUCCUCGACUUCUUUCAACACAACUGUCCUAUUCAAACAGGAGAAAAGUUUUGGGUAUCGAAUUCCUGCACUGCUCCACAUUCCGGACACAGGCACGCUUUUAGCAUUUGCUGAGAAGAGAUUAGGCUCCCGGGACGAAGAUGCUGAUGCACUCAUGCUCCGAAGGGGCACGUAUAAAAAGGCUUUAAAGAAUUUUGAGUGGGAAGAUGUGACAGCAAUUGAGUCUGCACGACUAAAGAAGCAUCGAUCCAUGAAUCCUUGUCCUGUCUAUGACAAAGAUACAGGCACUGUCUUCCUCUUCUUCAUUGCUGUCUUUGGAAAUACACCUGAGCAGCAUCAAAUAAGAACUGGGAAAAAUGUCACACGACUUUGCUUUGUCACCAGCAAGAACAAAGGACAGAAUUGGAGCAAUCCUACUAAUCUGACAGAUUGUACUAUAGGUCAGUAUGUUGACAAGUGGGCAACAUUUGCUGUGGGGCCAGGCCAUGGUAUUCAGCUCAGGUCUGGACGCCUUAUCAUUCCUGCCCAUGCUUACGAGAAACAAUCAGAUGGCCAAGUCAUGUCUCGUGUUUUCACAUUCUUUAGUGACAAUCAUGGAGACAGCUGGAAUUUCGGGGACUUUGUUUCCAGAGAGGAGUGUGGGGAAUGUCAGAUGGUGUCAAUGGAUCAAGGCAAUGGAUCUGGUAUUCUGUACUGCAAUGCUCGGAGCAUUAAGCAUGGUGAAAAACAGUAUCGGGUGCAAGCUUUCAGCACAGAUGGUGGAUGUACCUUUACAGAAGGGCAUCUGGUGAAAAAGCUAGUUGAACCCCCAAAUGGUUGCCAUGGCAGUAUCAUCCACUUUCCAGCAUCAAAAAUUUCACAUGUCAAUAUUUAUCCUGCCAUUAAAGAAUAUCAUUGUCAGCAGGAGAAAGAUACUUCAAAAUUAACAGAAAAUUUUGAGAUUAUAUUAUUCUCACAUACUACAAACUUCAAAUCACGCAGGGAUUUAGGAAUUUAUCUUAGUACAUGUCCAGGUAGUUCUCAUACCUGGACAGAGCCGUGGGUCAUUUAUCCUGGUCCGAGCGCCUACUCGGAACUAGCUUUUGUUAAAUUUCCUGGGGAAGAAAUUCCUCUUGUUACUUGCUUGUUUGAAUGUGGCUCCAAAUUUGAAUGUGAACAAAUCUCAUUCAGUGUAUUCCAAAUUGAUGAGGUUAUUAAGAACAUUCUAAAGAAUGCAACAGGUUAAAUCAACCAGAAAACAAUGUGUGAUUUCUUAAUGCUGUAAAGGAAAUGCACAUGCAGAUGAAAUCAUGGUUUUUCCACUUCAAAGCUUGUAUAUUGAUCAGCUUACUUUGCAUGCUAACCACAACAAUGCAACUUGCUUACAGUCGUUAACUUUGAAAUGAAAAUAUUUGUCUUAUUGAGCUUGUUUGCAGAUAGACUGUGUAGCAACAAUAUUAUCAAACAUCAGUCAAUUGCUGCACACUUUUCAAACCUGGCAAGUCAUUUUACAAUGUUUACUGUUACAAUUUAACUUUCUCCCAACACUUGUAAGUUGUGCUCACAGCAGAGGCAGCUUCCAAAUGCAGUCUUAAGUCUUUAUAUGGGAUUGUGGCAUGGACUAACAUUACCCCUUACCUAUGGCACUUGAUGAGUAAUAUUGCCAGAGAUCACCUGGCGCUGCUUACUCCAAAAGGAGGCAAAUAUUACAGUCAGACCACUAUUUUCAUGCUAAAAGUAAAUAGAUUUAGUUACAGGUAGAUUUAAUAUACAGAAGCAACAAGUUAUUGAUAAUACAAAUACCUAGAAAAUAAUAGAAUGAGUCCAGAAGAGAUGACAAGACCCUUAGCAGAACAUUUUUAUACCGUUCAUUUGCAUGAACAGUUGUAGCCCUUUAGGCUGAUGUGGUUGAAUGUAGAUGAUGGAAACUAUCUGACUAUUGCACAAGAUUCCAGCGGCCUAAUAAAAUGAACUAAAACUAAAAAA
Messenger RNA from Carcharodon carcharias (great white shark), 2298 nucleotides. Its product is annotated as sialidase-4-like. The transcript has 3 exons. Gene Ontology annotation, biological process: ganglioside catabolic process; oligosaccharide catabolic process. Gene Ontology annotation, molecular function: exo-alpha-sialidase activity. NCBI's taxonomy places the organism in Eukaryota, Metazoa, Chordata, Chondrichthyes, Lamniformes, Lamnidae. Bases 329 to 1558 code for a protein of 409 amino acids. Gene Ontology annotation, cellular component: cytoplasm; membrane; lysosome. The record is from RefSeq and is a predicted model, not a curated record.